Molecule: messenger RNA, 460 nt
Organism: Danaus plexippus (monarch butterfly)
Lineage: Eukaryota; Metazoa; Arthropoda; Insecta; Lepidoptera; Nymphalidae
Exons: 3
Coding region: 1-327 (108 amino acids)
Source: RefSeq, a predicted model, not a curated record
AUGUAUCGACUGGAACAAUCGCUGAGUUUUGUAGAAAAUAGACAGCAGUGUUCAUUGUGCAGGACUUCUCAAUAUGACGCGUAUUUGCCUUACACUGGAAGAGAUUACGGAAAUUACAACCCUGCCGUUAACAUAAUAGAGGCGGAUAUAGCUCAAACGUUUGGCAGGUCUGGUCAAAAUGAUACUGGUCUCCAAGAACAGUCCCAUGAACCUUUCAAGGAUUACAUGGAUCCGAAACUGAUGAUGCUGCGUUUGGAUGUCCAGCAAGUCAUCAACAAUUUGGAUCAAACGAGGAGAAUUGAAGAUAGGAACGACCAAGAACAAUAGUAAACGCUGAUUAUCAAUUAUUUCGAUACCAUGAAGUAAAUUUAUAUACACUACAAGUAUUAAUUAAAGAAAUUUUACUACAAGCAUCACAUGUGAUUUUUUUUAGGGUGAAAAUAAAAGUCUGACAGCAAUA